CAAUAGCAAUAGCAACAGCAAAUAACCAUAACAAUGACGAAAGCAAAAAGCAAAAGCAAGAAAACCUAGGUCCAACCAGAAAAAAAAAACAAGAGGAAAAGCAAAAGGAAAUCUUCAUUACGCCUCUUCCCAAUCAGACAUUGAUUCAUUUUCAUUUGGGAGAAAAAUCCAUUUGAAAUUCUAUGCGGAAUUAGGGAUGCAAUUCCCUUUCCCAAUUGCGUGGUGAUUUUUUUUCGCGGACCCCGAAACAGCAUUAUCGAUGGUGGGCACACAGACGACAGCAGCUCCCAACUCUCUUCCACUCCAAGCCCUCUCGUUUUCCCCCUCACCACUCUUCCCCAGUCAGUGCUCCAAAAAAUGUCUGAGAUCAUUAAAAGCGAAGAAGGAAUCCGUCCUCUAAACGAACCGAAAAGCCAAGAAAUCGAUGGUGCAGUCGACCAAGAAUCCCAGAAACUAGAGGAAGAUAACUAUAUUACAGCACCUCUGAAGAUCAUAGAACCCUUUGAGAACUUUGAAAAGGAGAGCGAUAAGGAAAAGGAAAAAGAGGAGGAGGACAAAGAGAAGGAUAGCCCUGUGAAGACCCCGACAAAAGCGGAGAAUUCGACGGAGAUUGACGUUACUAGCAGUGCCAAGACCAAGAAAUCGGUUAGCUUCAAUCCCAACGACGAGAAGAUUCAAAAGUUCAUCACCGGCGAACCCAUCGUCGACCAGAAGAAUCCCUUUCGCAAUGGUAACAUAGCCAAAUCUUCAGAGAAGAAGACACCACCACCGGUGCCUACGAAGAGAUCGACCCUCAGUGUUCGGAAAACAGUGACCCAGCAACUGAGGGAACGAGAACGGGAAAAGGAAAGGGAACGUGACAAGGAGCGGGAGCAGCAGAAGAACGAGUCCAAUACUCGCAAAAGUAAGAUCAGUAGAUCACAGUCGCAGACCACCGAUGACUAUGUGACCACCGAGGAGGUCCUGAAGCAGUCCAAGUAUGUGAAGACGUACAUCAAGAAUCCGGAUGCAUACUUUGUUUAUGAUCCCACGGUGCUGGCACGUCUCAAGUUGGAGGAACUAAGGGAGACAUCUGGAAUUGGUAAUGGUAAGUUGCCCAAGCGGAAACAAACGCCCAAGGAUUCGAGAACGGGUAAGCAGGCCCGUCAUCAAAAUCAGAAUCUAAAUCAGAACCAGAAAAAUCCAGAGCCACGAAAACCACAGCCCACUUUUAAGAAGUGCUCAAAGCCCAACUAUCCAGAACUAGCGAACUUGAAGAUUCGCACUGGUACCAAUUCCGAUCCCGAGAGCAGUGCCUUAUUCAAUCCCGCUGAGGUGACAAAAAAUGCGCGAAAAUUCGAUGAGCGGGUGAAGAAGCUACAGAUUACCUCGGAUGAUGACCUGGACGAUAUCGAUGGACCGUUGACCAAGAGCGAAUCGAGCGACGAGCUGGCGGGCAGUUCCUCAGUUCCACAGAGUCCACAAAUAAAGCCGGCUAUGAGUGGAGCUGAGGACUUGCCCUCACCCACGCCCACGCCGGGCACUUUCACCAACACUAUCAGCUCCGAUGAGUUUCAGGCCUAUUUGGAUCGCAAGGGACUGGCUUUGAUGCCCCGGCGGGAACUCUUCUCGCCCACACCCACAAUUGCCAGGACCUCCACUCCGAUGCAAUCGGCCGAGGAGCGACGUCAACAGGUGGCCGAAUCCUUGGCCGCUCUGCGCAAGAGCAACACCAAGAAGCUAUCGGUGCUGCAAAGGCUCUCAAACAGUCUCUUUCCAGCUCGCCGAAAAACCACUCCAAAGUCGGAAAGUCCCAUACCUCGGGUAUUGUUCCAUGACCAGGACAAGGAGGAUUAUCGCCGCAAAGCUGAUGUCCCUGCCGAGAUACGUCGUAUACUACUGGAGCGCCAGAGUCCUAAUUUUCGUCGCCAAAAUGGUCAGGUUCCAUCUCCAAAUGUUGAUCCUUCAACUGAAAAAGUCACCAGAAGCGGUGAAAUCACUUUGCAGAGGAGAAACGGUGACUCUACGUUGCAAAGGAGAAAUGGUGACUCUACUUUGCAGAGGAGAAGCGGUGACAACACUUUGCAGAGGGUAAACGGUCGCUCUGAUUUCCAAAACAGAAACGGUGACUCCAAUUUGCAAAACAGAAACGCUGACUCCACUUUGCAGAGGAUGAACGGUGACUCCAAUUUCCAAAACCGAAAUGGUGACCCCAAUUUCCAAAACAGAAACGGUGACUCUACUUUGCAGAGGAUAAAUGGUGACUCUGGUUUCCAAAACCGAAACAGUGACUCCACUUAUCAAAGUAGAAAUGGUGACACGUCUUAUCAAAGCCGAAACAGUGACGCCACUUUUCAAAACAGCAACAGUGAUCCCAAUUUCCAGAGCCGAAACGGUGACACCACUUUGCGAAGAUCAACACUCGAACGACCGGGCGUCAAUCCCAGGCGACAAUGGCCCGAGGCCCAGCAGGUGGGUCGGAUUAACCGCUCCACCUCGGUGGAUCGCAGUCAAUUCAGCCACGACCAGCCCAUCCUGGCGAGUCCUGUUGCCUCCUCGACCCCUGUGCGUGGCCAGAACCAGUGGGACCAGUUGCGGGCCAUUAAGGAGGUGACAGAUCGCCAGCUCUAUCACAAGCUACAUCAACAGCAGCAACUGCAGGUUGUCCCUCAGCCGCAGCAAAAUAUGACAGCUCAACGACCGAAUGAGGAUAUCUACUCCCAGGUGGUGUUGCAACCCGAUCAACAGCAGAACUUCAUUCGCAAUUCGGUGCAGCGUAAUACCUUCUCGGGAAUCAGUGGUCGCAAUCGCCCCCUAACGGUCUUCAAUGGCACUCCUCAGAGGCAAGUGCAAAUGCCCAUGCCCAUGCAGAUGCUACAGCAACCUCCUCGAAGUCAGAGCGUUCUGGACAACAUGGUGCCAAGUACUGGAAAUCCUGGUCAACAGACACCGGUGGUAAUGCGACAUAGGGGUCAGGAUCAUGGGCAGUCCCGACGCAUCGGUGGACUCCUUACCAGGGAGGAGAUUCUGGAGAAGGUGAAGGAGUUCUGUCGCAAGAGCGUUACCAGAGCCCCAGAAGCCAAGACGCCAAUGCAACCCGUCUACAAGCGACAUCUCACACCACCCAAUGCAGAUGUCUCACCCGUUUCGUAUGCCUCCGUGGAUGAUCAGUGUGCUCGACCGCAGGUGCCUCAGCGGGUCCAGAGUUUACCCAUCGCCCAGGGACGCUAUGUAUCUAGUGGUGGAAUGGCCGUCGAUGGAGCCUCGCCCAUCUACGCCCAUGUUAGCAAGCGGAACAGCCUGCUCUCCAAUGUCUCCGAACAGUAUUUGUCAAGCCAGCAACUCGGAACGCUGGCCAGGCCGGUGCCCCUGAACCAAUUGGUUCUGGUGGAUACGGGCGAGGGUGUUCAGGUGGCCCAGUUAGUGGAUUACCUGCCCUACGUACGUCCAGCACCUACCCAGACCCAUGGCCCGUAUGCCAUGAUGCAGGAUGGCAGGGCAACACCACUGAUCCUGGACCAAUCGGCCCAGCAGACCAGCCAGAUCUACUGGACGCCACAGCAUCGGCAGCGGAUCUCCCAUCCGGUGCCAGCACCCCGCCUUAUAAAGGGACCAAUUGCAGGGCCGACGUCCAGGAACAGUACUUUGAGCCGACAUCUAGAGGCUAGGAUGGGAAAUGCCUCCGACUGGGAGCUCAGUUCGGAGGCCGGUGAGGUGAGGAGGAUAAUGGAGAAACAACUAUAAG
Messenger RNA from Drosophila suzukii, 3724 nucleotides. Lineage: Eukaryota; Metazoa; Arthropoda; Insecta; Diptera; Drosophilidae. The record is from RefSeq and is a predicted model, not a curated record.